UGCUGGCAGUUACAGAGUCACAUAAGCUGUAGUUCCACAGCACGGCUCCACAACAGUUACUGCUCAUCAUUCAUUCUUCAACUCAUCAAAGAGAGAGCUGCUAAGAAGCUGCCGUUAAGGGAUCAGCCAUGCUUGGAGGCAUCCACACAGAUUUGUUGGUCACAGUGACUCUACUCUUUCUAACACAGACAGAGAAUCAGUGCAGGGCUGAAAAUGACUUUUCGUUAGUCACUUUACCAGAGUGGAGGACAAAUUCAGAAUAUGUUACACAGUGUUUCUAUGACAGACACAACAAUCUUAUUUGCGACUGGACCAGGAACCAACUACGAACAGAGAGUGGUCCACUUGGGUUGGAGGGUGAUGCCUGUUUAGAGUUUUGGUACCUGGCUCCGGUUGCAGCUAAUGGGUCAGAACUGCAGGCUCUGCUAAAAAGCAGCGUUGGAGUGGUAGAAAUUUGGACCUCACCUGCCCUUCCCAGGGAUUCCUGGAGACAAGUGUUUGUCCCUUUGAACAUCAUCGAGCCAACGACUCAGGUUGUAUUCGAAGAGAUUCAAGCAAUGUCCAUUCAGAAACAGGUCACAUUUAACCGGAUAGGUGUAAGGAGAGGCUCCUGUGGACACCAGUGUGAAUCUAACACAGAGUUCUGGACAGAUGAGUCCACCCGCUGCCUCUGUUCUGUUGGCCAGCUCUCAUGCUCUCCCUCUCCGUGCCCAAAGGGCCAAAUCUGUGGUCCUCACAGAGGAAGCUCCGGUGGCAUUUUCGCCUCUCAGACGUGCACUAUACACAGUCACACAGAAUACAGCACUUUUGAUGGAGUGCUGUUCCGCAUCACGGGCCCCUGCACCUACAUACUGGCUAAGACCUGCUCACCCUCUGAAGCCCUGCCCAUGUUCAGUGUGGAAGUUGUCAAUGAGCAGAAUGGGAACUCAUCUCUGCCAACCAUUCAACAGGUUAUCGUGUACAUGGGAAACUAUAGAGUGUCCUUGCUGAAAAGGCAGACACACCGGGUUGUGGUUAAUGGGGUCUGGAGGAGGCUUCCACUCAGCCUCAGCAAUGGCACUGUCUACAUCAAGAGCAACCCCGCUGCUGUUGAACUGGGAGCCAACUUUGGCCUUUCUGUCACAUAUGACAACACUGGUGCUGUCCAAGUCAACUUGCCAUCCACUUACGCUGAUAAUGUCUGUGGCUUGUGUGGAAAAUUCAACCACCCCAGAGGAGAUAACUUCAGAAAGCCAGAUGGUACGAAUGCCCAAGAGGCUACAGCUUUCGCCGAGGGCUGGCAGAGCUGGCAGACCAGGCAAACCACAUCAUCCUGUGAAACCAUUCUGGUAACUCAUCAGUGUGACCCGCUGGAGAAGGCGGAGUAUGCCAGUGAACUGUACUGUGGAGGCCUCCUCUCUAGUACUGGGCCAUUUUCUGACUGUCUCGCAGUUCUGGGGGCAGAGAGCUACUUCAGGGGCUGUAUGGUUGGCAUGUGCUCUAGUCAUGGUGACCCAGCCGUGCUAUGUAAAAUAUUACAGGUCUACGCUGAUAUCUGCCAGGAGGCUGGAGUUGCCAUUUCCAUAUGGAGGAACUCUACAUUCUGCCCCCUUCAGUGUGGGGAGAACAGCCACUAUAACUCAUGUGCUGAUGGCUGUCCCGAGGUGUGCUCCAGCCUGGAAAUAGCUGGCUCCUGUGGAAGCUGUGAGGAAAGAUGUGAGUGUGACUCUGGCUUCAAACUCAGUGGGGGAAAGUGUGUCCCAGCAGAGGACUGUGGGUGCUGGUAUAAUGGAAAACACUAUGACAAAGGAGAAACAUUGUUGGAAGGAGAGUGUGUGCAGCAUUGCCAGUGCAUGGGUAAUAAUGACGUACAGUGUGCCAAAAUGCGAUGUACAGACAGUGAGGUGUGUAAGGUCAAGGAUGGGGUCAAAGGCUGCUUCCCUUUCAAUCCCGCAACAUGCAGUGUGUAUGGUGAUCCACACUAUAUCACCUUUGACAAGAUGGCUUACGAUUUUCAAGGGGGCUGCAGUUACACACUAACUACCACGUGCGGAGGAGAAAGCUCAGUCCAGUUCACUGUGAUCGGACACAACAUGUACCCUCCUCUUCAGAACUUCACCCGUUCCAAGCUGGAAGCUGUGUCUCUUCAGGUUGAGGAUCUGUAUCUCACCUUGAAUCAAAGCGGAGAUGUCUAUGUGAAUGAUGUCCAUGUCCAACUCCCAUAUUCCACCAGUGGUACAUACGGCUCAGCAUGGGUCAAUAUAAAGAAUCAUUAUAUUAUCUUGGAGACAACCUUUGGCCUCAGAAUGAUGAUAGAUGGGCAGAACAGACUCUUCCUGCAGGUUGAUGAGCGCUACAAGUAUGAACUGUGUGGACUGUGUGGCACCUACUCUGAACAACAGGACGAUGACUUCAUAACACCAGGAGGCCAAAAUGUUACUGAUCCAUUUGAGUUUGGUGAUAGCUGGAGGGUGCAAGGCAAUAAUGAGUGUACUGCCCAUCCAAAUGAUCCCAGAAUCUGUGAUUAUAAUGAGGAGAAUGAGGCCUACAGAGAGUGUUACACGCUACUAGGGGAGGCCUUCAACCCUUGCCAUGAAGCCAUCCACCCAAGCAUUUUCCUCAGUAGUUGCGUGUAUGACUACUGUGCCACAGGUGGUGACCAACACACCCUAUGCGAAUCUCUCAAGUCCUAUGCAGCAGCAUGCCAGGUUGCAGGAGUGAAGCUGUCCCACUGGGAGACAGACACAGCCUGUGCUGACCCCACAACCACUGCAUCUCUUCCAACAACUCCAACUCCUACCUCUCCAACAACAGAUCAGACUUUAUGUCCUAUGAAUUGCGACUUUGAAAAAAAUCUUUGUGGGUGGGAGCAGCUCAUACAGGACAGUUUUGAUUGGACAAGAAAUUCGGGACCCACCCCAUCAGACCAAACUGGCCCAAACCAAGACCACACCACUGGAGCUGGUUUCUACAUGUUUAUUGAGGCAAACAGUGUAACUUAUGGAGAUCCAGCCCGUAUGUUGAGCUCAACCUGCCAUUAUAAUGGCCCACUCUGCCUGCAGUUCUGGUACCAUAUGUAUGGUUCAGCCACAGCCAUGGCCCUCAAUAUCUUCCUGCUCAAAGACAAUAAAGCGAUCAAGCUCUGGUCCAUGAUGAACAACCAGGGACCAGAAUGGCAUCAAGGAUUGGUUGACAUCAGAGUGUCAGGUCCAUUCCAAAUCAUAGUGGAGGGAAUUCGAGGCUCUAAUGCUCAAUCAGAUGUGGCCAUAGAUGACAUUUCCAUUCACUUUGGCUCAUGCUCAGGUCGCUUACCUGGCCUGAUUAGUAGAACUGAGCUUCCUUCUACAACUGCGGAAGUCUUCCCCUCACACCCAGUCUGCAAUAUUGACUGUAGCUUCGACAGCAACCUUUGCAGCUGGAAUCAGAUGAUCACAGAUGCUUUUGACUGGACAUGGCAAAGUGGUUCCACCCCCACCUUUAUGACUGGGCCCUCUGCUGACCACACUGGUGAUGGCCACUAUCUUUACAUUGAGGCCAGCAGCGUGACAUAUGGAGACACAGCUCGACUCAUCAGCUCUGAGUGUUCUAACUCUGGUCCUCAGUGUCUGCAGUUCUGGUAUCAUAUGUACGGCUCAGCAGAUACAAUGGGCCUCCAUGUCUACUUGCUCCAAAACAAAGUAGCUGACGCAGUUUGGUGGAAGAGGAAUGAUCAAGGAAACAUGUGGCAACUGGCUCAGGUGGACUUGACAACAACUGGAGCUUUCCAGAUAAUCAUUGAGGGUCGUAGAGGGUCGAACGAAGAGUCCGAUGUGGCCAUAGAUGAUGUAAAGCUUUAUCGUGGCCCAUGCUCUGAUCUGAGUCGUGUUGUGACAAGUCCUCCUAAACCUGAUGGAAACACCACUGCUCCUCCAAGUGUCCCUGUGCCAACUACUGCGGCUCCAGAGCCUCCUCCAGUCACUGUUACUGCUCAGCUCCCUUUUACUGCUCAGCCUCCCAUACUAAAUAUCACCAUACCUCCCGCAGUGAAAGCAACAACUGACUUAAUUAAUAAUGUUACUGAAGCUCCAGACAACAGACUACCACCACACCCAGUGUGCCAGAUCCACUGUGAUUUUGAACAGGAUCUAUGUCAGUGGAGUCAACUUCCUACUGAUGUUUUUGACUGGACAAGGCAUAGUGGCUCCACUCCUACUAAGAUGACUGGGCCUUCUUCAGAUCACACCACAGGAUAUGGCCACUAUCUUUACAUCGAAGCCAGCAGCGUGACAUAUGGAGACACAGCUCGACUCAUCAGCUCUGAGUGUUCUAACUCUGGUCCUCAGUGUCUGCAGUUCUGGUAUCAUAUGUAUGGCUCAGCCGAUACAAUGGGCCUCCAUGUCUACUUGCUCCAAAACAAAGUAGCUGACGCAGUUUGGUGGAAGAGGAAUGAUCAAGGAAAUAUGUGGCACCUGGCUCAGGUGGACUUGACAACAACUGGAGCUUUCCAGAUCAUUUUUGAGGGGCGAAGAGGUUCCAAUAAUCAGUCUGAUGUGGCCAUAGAUGAUGUAUCUCUUCAUCAUGGGCACUGCAGAGUUGCAACAGGUCCAGAGAUUCCUCCAGUGAAUAGCUCAACCGCUGCACAACAACAAACACCACCAGCAACGACUGUCACAACAACAGCAGCCACAACUGAUUGUGAUAUCCAAACCCCUACAAGGCAAGUAACAACUGUAACCCCCAAAACUAUAAAUCCUGAUGUCCGAACAACAGGACCACUGCUUCCAAUAACAUCAAGAUCAAUGACAGCCACAACUCGAUCCCAAACUACAACUAGAACUCACCCACCAACAACAGAGCACCCAGGACUUAAAACUUCAGAGCAACCUAUAAUUACAGAAACAACCCGAACAACAGCAAGACCAGCACAACCAGCUACAUCAACAAAUGAACAAAAAAUCACAGCUACAAUGACAGACAGACCACAACAUCCAACCAAAGCUGGAUCAAAACCUCCAACUGAAACUCAGCCACAAACAACAACUAGCCCACCAACCAUGGCUCAGCCACAGACACCAACCACAACAAGACCACAACCUUCAACUGAACCACAGCCGCCGACGACAGUUAGACGACAAGCACCAACCCCACCUGUACCAACACCCUCUUGCCCAAAGAACAGUCACUACACCACUUGUAUGCCUGCCUGCAGUCCAACCUGUACAUACUUGAACGGUCCACCAAACUGCAGGGACAAUAUGGGUUGUGUGAAGGGAUGUGUAUGUGAUGAAGGCUUUGUGCAGAAAUUGAUGGUUUGUGUGCCGAUACAACACUGUGGAUGUGUGGAUGGGAGUGGCACCAAACAUCAGUUCAAUAAAGUGUGGUACACCAAUCACUGCAGUGAGAAAUGUAAAUGUAAGAAAAACAAGGGCGUGGGGAAGAUUGACUGCGAUGACAAAUAUGAGUGCAAACGAAAUGCUGUCUGCCUUCAAAACAAGGAGGGCCAUUAUUACUGCCAGUCUACAGGUUUCAGUAAGUGCACUAUCAAGGGAGACCCUGAAUACAGAACCUUUGAUAAAAUGACGUAUGGCUUUGAGGGUGAGCACUCGUAUGUGCUGGUCAGGACCAACAACUUGCCAAGUAACCUUCCAGAUGUCUACAUCGAGGGCAUCAAUACACACACCACACAUGAUGACGAUGAUAGUCCGCAUCAUGAUGACAGUAGUGGUGAAGUAGAACACAGAGGCAGAGAGGAAGAUGAAGAUGACGAUGAAGAUGACGAUAAUGUUGAUGGUGAUGAUGAUGAUGAUGAUGGUGAUGAUGAUGAAGAUGAUGAUGAUGACAAACGUGAUGCCCAUAGUGAAGUUCAUAAGGAACACCACAGAUUACAAGAGCUUAAGAUCAGAGUGUACAAUCACACUGUGGAGUUCAAGGAGAAUCGGACACUGGUUGUGGACGGAACGAUAACUGAUACUCCCGUCUCACCCACUGCUGGUCUAAAAAUCUGGGAGCAGUCCUCUCGCAUCUACCUGAAGACUGAUUUUGGCCUCUCAGUGGUGUUCAGUGGACACACAACAGAGAUCAUUCUACCAAACAUAUAUAAAAGGACGGUGGGGGGUCUGUGUGGGAACUUUGACGGUUUGAAGUGGAAUGACUGGGUGAAGACAGAUGGUACCACAGCAAAGAGCGUUCAAGAGUUUGGAGACAGCUGGAGAGUGUGAAUCAGAUCAGAUGGAUACAAGACAGGUUCUCCCAAACCUGCGCCGCCAAACAUGACUUGGCAUCAACAUGACCAGUGACAAUGAUGGCCAGUUUUCUUCACAGUCACUCCAGCUUUUCAGGACCAUACAUACGGGACAUUGAAAACUUCUUGCUGUUAUUUGAAAUGUAUAUCGUAGUAAAAAGACUUCCCUACUGCACCUAUAUUAUUCUGCCAAUUUGCCUUGAUUCAAAAACUGGAUGUCUACCUUUCAGAUGUAUUUUUUUAAAGUUACUUGCUUUUUCAUGAAAAACUGUGUAUCAGACUUUACUGCAUGCAUCCUUUCCAUGCAUACUAUUUAGACAAAAGUGCUAUUCUUACAUCUACUGCAUGCCUAUAUUACAAAGUAAUGGCCAUGUUAUUGUGAAACAAAACAUACAAUGUGUUUAAAUGAUAAUAAUAUAUGCAUGCAAUAAUGCAUGACCACAAAUUCAUUAUUUAUCACCAUGUGCAAUAAACGUUGCUUGCACAUGGUCACAAUGUGUAUUUGAAUGUCAGUGCUAUUGAAAUUUCACUCUUCUAAUAAACAUGCACCGUGGUUAAA
Molecule: messenger RNA, 6758 nt
Organism: Micropterus salmoides (largemouth bass)
Lineage: Eukaryota; Metazoa; Chordata; Actinopteri; Centrarchiformes; Centrarchidae
Product: zonadhesin-like
Exons: 30
Coding region: 129-6176 (2015 amino acids)
Cellular component (GO): extracellular matrix; membrane
Source: RefSeq, a predicted model, not a curated record